CAAAAAUGAAAAACAGAUGCUGAAAAAUUGCAUAAAUUUGUGUAGACUUUCUUGUGAAAUUAUGAUGUAGUUCAAGCUAAUAAUGGGGGAUUUUAGUCCACCCGUUACCAUCACGGAGCUUGUACAGCUGUCCAAUAUUGGGGUCCCUAUAGAUCAAGUAACAUGGAAGCGUGUCACUAUGACCUCAGAAAAAUGCAUCUGUAUACGACACAACAAGUUGAGCCAUCUUGUGUCGCCCACUCACAACAGAAAUAUCUCAGCAUUUCUGUCUAAAGGGAAGUCAUCAACACAAUCAGGGCCUUGCUUGGUUACAGUAUUGAACCCUCAUCGUUACCAUGGCUUCCCAAGAGCCUGGCAUGCCAACGCAGACUCUGCUCAAAUGAACCCUGAAAAACACAUCUUAGCAAUUAAAUCUGGUCAAUGCCUUCAAGUAUUCAACCUAGAAACACAAAAAGAACUCUAUAAGUACAGACUUCCUCCUAAAGAUGGCAUUGUGUACUGGACCUGGAUAAACUCUGAAGUCAUUGGCAUAGUAACACAACUUGUUGUUUAUCAUUGGAGCCUAAAUAAAGAUAAGCCUAUGCCUGAGAAAUUGUUUAAUCGACAUGCCCGUCUUGCCAAAACUGAAGUUGUUGGUUACAAAGUUGACCCGACACACCGAUGGUUCGCACUAACAGGCCUCUUGGCUGAGGAUGGCAGAAUAUCCGGAGUGACUCAACUUUACUCUCUUGACUAUAAGAUGUCUCAGUGUGUAGAGGCCCAUACAGUUUGUUUCACAAGGUACCAGUUUGAAGGCAACCACAGCCCAACCAAUGUCUUAUGUCUGGCAACAAGGGUUGACAGUAACAUGAAUGGAAAGGUACAUGUUGUUGAACUAGGUCCAUACAUAACAGGAAAUCUUGCACCUGGUUGCCAUAGUGACCAGAUUGUUUUCUCAGAUGCUGAGGAUGAUGGGAGAUUUGACUUUCCAAUAUCUCUACAGGUCAGUACAACAUAUGGGUUGCUGUUUAUGGUAUCAAAGUACGGAACGUUUUACCUAUAUGACCUUGAAACUGCCUGCUGUAUAUUCUGGGUAAGAAUAUCUGAUGACGUUGUCUUCUCCACGACUCCCACCAGCAAUCAGGAUGGAAUUCUGGGAGUUAGUAGAAAUGGGCAGAUUAUUCGUGUAGACCUUAAGAAACAAAUGUUGGUGAGUUAUGUGCGGAAGAUAUGCAGGAAGUCCAACAUUGCUGAUAGACUUGAAAGAGUUCUUCAUUCACAGGCUCUCACUGAAGAUAAACUAUUGGACAAUCGCAGAAAAUUAUCCGAAAUUGACUCAGAAGCUAGUUUCGAUAGCUUAUUGGAGAAUAUAUCUGUCGAUUCUCCAGAACGAACUAUUGAUGGAGAGAUGAAGAUGAAUAUUCAGGGUGCAUUACGUAGUGCCUCUACCAUGAGUUUGGCGGAAACGCCUAAUCGAAGAGUGUCAGUUUCAACAGAUUUAGAAACUCAAAAAGAGGCUCCAAAUGAAAAUGAGGCUGCGAUUAAAAAUGGAGGACCUCGAUCUCAACGCGGGAGUAUAUCUACCUCUACCAGUUCCGCACGUAGUAGCGCACGAUCUUUCAGUUUGGACGACGAUGACAAUAAUAUUGUCAAAUACACAAUAUAUCCGAAGUACAGACAUAAAAGUGACAAAGCAUCACCUGAAAAGGAUAAAGGGUAUGUCAUCAAAGAACACCAUUCUAAUCAACCAGAAUCAUCGCCAGAUAAGAAAAUCAAGGUUCUUCAAAAACGACAUAAAAGUCCAUCACGAACCACAUGGUAUGUGCCGUCAUGUAUGCAGAUCGAAACUAUUGAGGGAUCAUCCGGGGAACGUUACACUAAUAAGGAAAAGGCUCCGGGAAAAUGUACAGAAAAAGAUCGAUAUGCUACCAUAAGUAGGAGUCAUAAUAUAUCAAAGGAACGCUGUGCAAUACUACGGGAACCUGAGAGUCCUUCUAGAGGACAGGAUGCGGAAAAACCCAAAUACUCUACUACCACUAUUAAUCACAAAGUGUAUCAAAGAGGGCUCUCGCGACAAUUUAGCUCCAGUAAUCUAAGUCCUUAUCGUUAUAACAACAGGAGUCAUAGCUUUGAACGCCAGAAACACACUACUAAGUUCCCACACCAAAGGGCCCAUAGUGUUGAACCAAAUCCUAGGCAUAAAUCAACCCCGCAAACCUAUAAUUAUUCAACUAUAGCACGAACUUCCAACAUUGAAAAGGACAUUGGACGACCACCAGUACCCAUUCGCUCUAAAAGUGAUGACGAUGUUCUAGAUGAUACGCCACAAAGAAGACAACGAAGGUAUACUAGUCCUGCUAAAAAAGAGUUCGGGUUUAAGACUAUAGCUCGUAUUAAGAGUGUCGAUAAAGAAGUAAGAAGCAAGUCUCCCGAUAAAAGUAGCACUGAGUGGUAUGUUGAUCCAGGUACCAACCUCAUGGACUACUCUAUGAAACUGGGAGAAAGAUUAGCUAAACAAGAUAUUGAGUCAUACAAAAUGGUAAGUCCCCACACGGAGAUUCCCAUUCCUCAUGAGGGAAUCCCCAAAUUUCAAGGGGAAGCCUCUGAUGGUUUUGAGAAAUCCCCAAACCCGAAAGGAAUCCAUCUUGAUUCUAACAGAAAUCCAAAUGUGAAUAUCCAAAGAAAGGAAAUCCAAGAUCGAAGGUCUGAUGAUAUACCAAUCAAAAGGUUGUAUAAAAUUAAUGACAAGUCUAGAAAAUCUCAAGAUACGAUUGUCAAUAAACCCCCGGUUCCACCAAGGAAGUCAAAGUCCCCUUUAAGAGUUCAGACAGCAUUACAAAACCAGAGGGCUCACUCUGAAAGUCCUCCUAGGUUUGACAACAGAGGAGAGUCUGGGUCUAGGACCAGAGGAGUUGUUUACCCAAGAAGCAAUGCACGUCACGGUAUUGAACCUAACCCCAGUAAAUACCGCGAUCAGUUUGCGACGAUCGGUCGAAGUCAUAAAAUUGAAGAAGAGCGCUUGCAUGAUGUACGCCGCUGUGAAUCUCCAUCGAAGCGCAAAAGUGAGGAACGUAGUCCCGAAUCUCAGUUGUACAGUAUCGAUAAUACACCACUGAAAUUUAAAUCUGGGCAGAUAAGAUCAAGCGACGCUCAAGUUAAUGCUCCUACGUCUAAAAGUCAACUAUCUCCCGGGAGGAAGUCUGGCCCAUAUUUCUAUAUACCAAAGGACAACCAAGAUGAUGUCACAGCUGACGAACAUGUUGUUGAAGAUGUGAAAACACAUAAAAGAUCCCCAAGCAAUACAAGUCUGAAAGAUUUAAUGGACGCUACUGAUUCUGCACCUUCUACCGAUAUCGUAUGGCUUUAA
Molecule: messenger RNA, 3346 nt
Organism: Owenia fusiformis
Lineage: Eukaryota; Metazoa; Annelida; Polychaeta; Sabellida; Oweniidae
Source: the annotation of a GenBank genome assembly